Molecule: messenger RNA, 3641 nt
Organism: Podarcis lilfordi (Lilford's wall lizard)
Lineage: Eukaryota; Metazoa; Chordata; Lepidosauria; Squamata; Lacertidae
Source: the annotation of a GenBank genome assembly
GCCUGCCAAGCCAGCAGCGGCUCUGCAGCAGCACAAGCGCGGCGGAAGAGCGACUAGCCAGGCGCGCUGGUAGCCGCGCGCGCGUUGACGCCUGAUUGCAAACACAGACUUUACUCGACCCCCCGCCACCCUUUUCCUUGGUCUUUUGGCCAGCAAACUCUUAAGCUGGGAUAAGUAACCAUUGCACCGACAGCAGCAACCUUAAAUACAUUGGCUACCAACAUCGGAUGUACAGUUUUGUUUUGCUUUUUAAAAACAGUUGAUCCAGUCUCCCGCCCCUACUGUAAUACUUCCAGCGCUGUUUUGCGACGUCCCCCGAUUUUUGUUGUUUUUUUCAUUUCUGCAUUAAAAUCAAGAAACUGCAAAAAUGCCGGCUGAUACUAUGGAGAAGCCUACUGCCUCCCCGAUUGCGGGUGCCCCGGCCAGUGCCAGCCAGACCCCCGAUAAACCCAAGAGCGCCAGCGAACACAGAAAGGUAAUUUCCCUCAUCUUCUCCCCACCCCGCAAAAAUAUAUUGAUUUGGAUUGAUUUUUUUUUUAAUGUAGCUUGCGUACAUGUGUGUGACUGCGCAAAUGGAUCUCUCCUCUCGCCAUCCUUUAGCGAAUCUUACUUAUUACUCCAAAGCUGUUUACGUACCCCGAAUCUCCCCAUAAAAUGUGGGUGUUUGAUCUGCUGGCGUUUUCUAUAUAGGAAGGACCAUCUCCCAAAUAAAUUACUGUGUGUGUGAAAUGAGCAUGUGAAUAUGGUAGCAGCAGGCAAGUGAUGUAUGUUAGAUUUGCGGGGGGGGGGGAUUAGCCUUGUGCCUUUGGGGCAGUGCCUUGACAGGUUUGAGUAUUAUAUGGGGAGGGGUGGGGAACAAUUUUAGGGCAAAGCUGUGGAACAAAGAAUGGGAAGUUACGUUUGUUUACAGAGUUGUUGUGUUGGUAUGAGCAUGGGGGGGGGCAUCUUGAGAAGGCUUGUAGUGGCUGGGAUGGGUGUACAAUCUGAAAAGGGUCUCAAGUCGACCCAACUACCUGGAGUAGCUUACUAAGUAACUAAAGCUAUGCAUGUUGCAGUUAGCAGUAGCAUUCAAAGUUGUUAUUGUGCUCGUAGACAGGAAGAGAGAUAAGAGCGCUUAUCUGAUGCCCACCUAAAUUUCUACCACUUCUCUGUGUUCCCCUCAGUCUUCCAAACCAAUCAUGGAGAAACGACGCCGUGCCAGGAUUAACGAAAGCUUGGGCCAGCUCAAGACUCUCAUUCUGGAUGCUCUGAAGAAAGAUGUAAGUUUUGAUUCAAGGGGGCAACAGUUAUAUUUGGAGAAUUCCUUUUGGGGGGGGUGAACUGCAUGUACCCGAGUUCUCUACCCCACCCUGGAAAGGACCCUUUUGAUUCUCCUACUGAUAUUUAGCUACCUGGUCGACUUAUAGCCAUUGUGGGAGGGGGAGAGAUAAGCGAGAGGCGAAUUGGUCCCAGAUGGCCAGAUGCAGCAAAGUUUUUAAGAUAUGGGGGAAGGGACUCCUUAGGUUAUUAUUCCUUGUUGCCUUGCCUCCCACAAAUGGAAUAAACUUGCUCAUCAUGCUUGUUUGCUUUCUACAGAGCUCCCGGCACUCAAAGCUGGAGAAAGCAGAUAUUCUGGAAAUGACAGUAAAGCACCUGCGGAACCUGCAAAGGGCCCAGAUGACAGGUGAGUGGCAACCUUCCUACCGGCAGAUUUGGGUGGGCUGCAAAUGGGGUGGGGGGUGGAGAUGGGGAUUCAAUUCGGAACUGAAUUGAAUGUUUCUCCCUGACUCCUGGCUAUCCUGCUUGACAACCUUGCAAUCUGAUGCACGUAAAAUAAAGCCUGGCGAUUUGGCUGGCCUCCCUCCUUUCCUGACCCCUUUCCAGUUAAUCUGCUUAGCACAUUUGUACACAUAGAAAGCAGCCUUAUGCUGAGUCAGAGCACUGAUCCCUGUAUCUCAGCACUGUCUACAAGGACAGGCAGCGUCUCUCCAAGCUUUCAGGCAGGGAAUCCUUCCCAGCCCUACCUGAGGAUGCCAUUGAGGGCAGAGUCUGGGACCUUCUACACACAAAACACUACGGCCCUCCUUGGCCCACACACUGCCCUUGCCUCCAGAACAUCUGAUAGCCCCUUUUUUAAAAAAACAAAAACCCUCACAGCAAACCUGUGAGGUAGGUAGAUUGUCUUGGACCACCCAAAUGUGUUUUGUGGCUCAGCAAGGAUUUUGAACCCCUGCCCUUCCAGUCCUGUAUUUCAUCACACUCCCCUCCAGAAGGGAUUUAUCCAAAGCCACACAAGAAGCUUCAUGGCUGAGCACCAUGAGGGGUUUGAACCCAGCUCUUCCGUCACCAAAUCCAGGUUGAGAUACCCUGACCUGCAAUUCAGCCAAUCCCCAUAAGCUUAAAUGCACAGAUAUAAUUAGCUGUUGAGGAGCAAUUUCGGAGCUGGCAUGCAGCUGUUCACAUAAGAGAGGAAAGGAAAGGAAGCUGCGUCUGCUGAACUCAAAAGGCUUUGAAAGAUCCAAGCCGGCUAACCCUUCUCCUCCUUGUCUCUUUCCCCUUCUCUGCAGCAGCCCUGAGUGCUGAUCCUACCGUCCUAGGCAAAUACCGGGCAGGAUUUAACGAGUGCAUGAACGAAGUGACUCGCUUCCUGUCCACCUGCGAAGGAGUCAACACGGAUGUCCGCGGCCGGCUGCUGGGCCACCUCUCCACCUGCCUGAGUCAGAUCGUGGCCAUGAAUUACCCUGCGCCCCCACCGCCCCCACCACCUCCAGCCGCAAGUGGACAGCCUGCCCAUCUGGCUCAACCUCUGCAUGUCCAGUUGCCAGGACCUGCUGGAGGACCUGGGGGGAUGCCAGUGCCUUGCAAACUGAACCCUGCGGAAACCUUGUCUCCGAAGGUCUACGGGGGCUUUCAGCUGGUGCCGGCAACUGAGGGCCAGUUUGCUUUCCUCAUCCCGAACCCCGCCUUCCCGCCUGGCUCAGGGCCAGUGAUUCCUCUCUACGCCAACGCAAACAUGCCAGUCUCUUCUGGCAGUUCGACAGCAACUCCUUCCGUCUCCCCAGUGCAGGGGCUCACAUCCUUCGGGGGAAGCUUAGCGCCAGUCUCCCAAGCUGGUGGGGAGCGCAGUGAAGCUGUCUGGAGGCCUUGGUGAUUCUCUCUUCUGAAAGCAGACACCAUCUUCUGCUCCCGCUUCCUAACCCCCACCCCUGCACAAAAGGACUUGAAUUUGGUUCCGUUGUAUGGAACCUGGACUUUGGUUUUUGUGUUAAAUGCACCCCACCCCACAAACUCCUUAUUUAUUCAUUUCCAAAGGUUGGGAAUUCAGUUUGUAUUCUUACACUUUUUUUAAUUAAAAAAAUUGUUUAUGUGAAAUACUUUGGUUUGGUUCUGUUUUUUAAAAAGGAAAAGUCUUACAGCACAAUCCUAUGUGUUCCUACUUUUUAAAAAGAAAAGUAUAAAGUCCCAUUGAUUUCAGAGGACCUUGCUUCCCAGGAAACUGGAUAUAGGAUUACAACAUUAGUUCUGUAUCAAAUAUUCCCAUACUAUGCCAAAGCUUCUUUCUUUUUUUGUGAGUCUGUAUGCCUGAUGUUUUGGUUUGUUUGUUUUUUAAAAAAAUAAAAAAUGUUGGAAAGUAUUUGUACAAAUAAAAAUUUUCUUGAACU